Messenger RNA from Mus pahari (shrew mouse), 1214 nucleotides. RefSeq names its product achaete-scute family bHLH transcription factor 4 (gene Ascl4). Gene Ontology annotation, biological process: developmental process; regulation of transcription by RNA polymerase II. Bases 1 to 435 code for a protein of 144 amino acids. Gene Ontology annotation, molecular function: DNA-binding transcription factor activity, RNA polymerase II-specific; protein dimerization activity; RNA polymerase II transcription regulatory region sequence-specific DNA binding. The record is from RefSeq and is a predicted model, not a curated record. NCBI's taxonomy places the organism in Eukaryota, Metazoa, Chordata, Mammalia, Rodentia, Muridae. The transcript is spliced from 2 exons.
AUGGAAAAACGCAAAUCGGCCGGACUGCUUGCUCUGCCGUCCGCGCUACGUACGGCGCCGCUGGGCGCGCUGCCCCGGAGGGAGCCCUGCAGGGUCUCGGUGCGCCAGGAUGCCGGGGACUGCGCGCGGAGGCGGUCGUACUCGUCCCUGCCGCUGGGGGGCGUCGCCGAGCCCGCCUUUCUGCGCCAACGCAACGAGCGCGAGCGGCAGCGCGUGCGCUGUGUGAACGAGGGCUACGCGCGCCUCCGCCAGCACCUGCCGCGCGAGCUGGCGGGCCAGCGGCUCAGCAAGGUGGAGACGUUGCGCGCCGCCAUCAGCUACAUCAAGCAACUGCAAGAGCUGCUGGAGCGCCACCGGCCGGACUGCAACAGCGAUGGCGAGUCCAAAGCGUCCUCCGGGGCCUCGCCCUGCAGCGAGUCUGAGGAGCGUGGCUAGCAGCGCCCUCCUCCACCGGGCUUUCAUGGUUGCUUUUCCGGGCCUAAAUCUUUAAAACAAAACCAAAAACCAGAAACAACUAAGUGCUUCUGGAUCUGGGAAAGAAAGGUAAUUGAAUGUUUAGAGAGUUUGGGUUUUUUUUUUUUUUUUUGUUUUUUUGUUGUUUUUUUUUUGGGUCUCCUUCCACCUUCAUUGGUUCCGAGCUUGCAGCUUAAAAAAUGCUUAAGGAAACUCAUUUCUCGUACUUUUUACUUUUGAAGCACAGAAGGACCAUCUCAAAUCUAUGCGGUGAUUUUUAAAAACACAAAGGACUGUAAGAAACCUUAGCCAGAGAAGAAAACCACACUUGCACACACACACACACACACACACACACACACACACACACACAAAAGACAAGUCCUUCACGUGAGAGGAACAUUCUCACUCAUUCCUUCCUAUUGGGAAAUGCUCUGGAAAUCUCAUCAACAUCUCACUGAGGGUGAAGGUGGCUGAGCUGACACUCUGUAAGACAUUUGUGGAGCAUCUGUUGGAACUGAACAUCGCUGUGCUAAGAAGGACAAUGCUUGACAUAUACUGCUUUGUCGGCAAGAAGUCGAUUGAUCGGAAACUUUAGCAGGUCCAGCGAAGAAGAACAGGGACUGUGGACCAUCUAUAUGGAUGCUCUAGGUACCACCAGCGGAGAGGAAGGAUGCAGCAAGCCAGGCCAGUGAGAUGGCUCAGUGGGGAAUGUACAAGCCUGGUAACCCAAUUUUGAUCUCUGGAACUCAUUUAAGUAU